Messenger RNA from Thalassophryne amazonica, 602 nucleotides. Its product is annotated as putative regulator of nonsense transcripts 1. The transcript has 3 exons. The record is from RefSeq and is a predicted model, not a curated record. NCBI's taxonomy places the organism in Eukaryota, Metazoa, Chordata, Actinopteri, Batrachoidiformes, Batrachoididae. The coding region runs from base 174 to 602 and encodes 142 amino acids.
UCGUUGGAGCUUUCGAGGCUCUGUUCUGUUCCGUUCCGUUCCGUUCCAGGUUUUCUUUUGUUUUUGCUUCAGAACAUUCUGUCACCGACGUCUUCUAACCCGUUCAUCACUGAGCGGUCAACGUGUGGAUUCUGGUGAUCUGUGAAGCCGUAACAGAAACCGUUUAUAUCGCGAUGAGUGUGGAGGCGUACGGGCCGAGCUCGCAGACCCUUACUUUCCUGGACACCGAGGAAACUGAGCUACUUGGAGCGGAUACCCAGGGCUCCGAGUACGACUUCACCGACUUCACUCUUCCGAGUCAAACGCAGACUCAAGGCCAGACCCAGAGCCAGCUAGACGGUCAGGUGAACGGUCCUGAUGCGGGGCUGCUUAACGGAGGAGUGGAUGAUUCUGUGGUCAAAGCCAGCCAGUUGUUGGGGGAACUCAACUUCGAGGAGGACGAGGAGGAUACCUAUUACACGAAAGAUCUGCCUGUCCACGCUUGCAGGUACACGGCCAGCAGCACCACCAUGCUAUGGUGGCAUAUGGGGGCAUUCCACAACGUUUAUGCGAGGAAGAUCUUGGUUGAUCUCAGAUGGGAUAGUGGACGCGGAGAUGAUUGA